Molecule: messenger RNA, 549 nt
Organism: Triticum aestivum (bread wheat)
Lineage: Eukaryota; Viridiplantae; Streptophyta; Magnoliopsida; Poales; Poaceae
Product: ATP synthase protein MI25-like
Exons: 1
Biological process (GO): proton motive force-driven ATP synthesis
Molecular function (GO): proton transmembrane transporter activity
Source: RefSeq, a predicted model, not a curated record
GUAGCUCGUUGUUUUAUAGGCUUUUUCAUAUUCAGUCGGAAGAGUUUAGGUAAGACUUUCAAAGAAACUCUCGACGGGAGAAUCGAGUCUAUUCAGGAAGAAUUGCAGCAAUUCUUCAAUCCUAACGAAGUAAUUCCGGAGGAAUCCAAUGAACAACAACGAUUACUUAGGAUCAGCUUGCGAAUUUGCAGCACCAUAGUAGAAUCAUUACCAACGGCACGCUGUGCGCCUAAGUGCGAAAAGACAGUGCAAGCUUUGUUAUGCCGAAACCUAAAUGUAAAGUCAGCAACACUUCUAAAUGCCACUUCUUCCCGCCGCAUCCGUCUUCAGGACGAUAUAGUCACAGGUUUUCACUUUUCAGUGAGUGAAAGAUUUGUAUCCGGGUCUACGUUCAAAGCUUCUACCAUAGACCUAAUUCGAGAAGGCUUGAUAGUCCUAAGAAAGGUGAGGGUGGGGGGUUCUAUUUAGGAAGAAUAAGAAGAAUCUCAUUCAUGUGUUCAUGCUAACAGAAGAGCGGAUCCAAUACACAUAAGACUUUUUUUCAGGAAA